AUGGAGCCCUUUGGUAAAUAUCCCAAAAGUAUUGAGCGUGAAGACGGAAAAGAAGUUUCAAACCCUAAUAAUUUUCUUACAUAUGCUGCUGUUACUUUUCAAACUGCUCGUGGUUAUUAUGUUGAAAGGAUUUAUGAAAUCAAGGUAAGUUUGGAUACUAAAUCGCCAGAGAAAAUAGUUUCUGUUCUCACAAAGAGUAUUGUAAAAGUGCUAAGGGAGAUAUCAGUAUCACAGGAAAUCGACACAAUAAAUUGGCUAUGGCUUUGGAAAAUUGAAGGAAAUUGA
Messenger RNA from Clunio marinus, 285 nucleotides. The record is from the annotation of a GenBank genome assembly. Lineage: Eukaryota; Metazoa; Arthropoda; Insecta; Diptera; Chironomidae.